Molecule: messenger RNA, 1840 nt
Organism: Staurois parvus
Lineage: Eukaryota; Metazoa; Chordata; Amphibia; Anura; Ranidae
Source: the annotation of a GenBank genome assembly
AGCCGCCUGCGUGCCGAGCCCGGUCAUGCCUCGGGAGGGGGGGGGAGCGGCCAGUCGGAUCCAGGCGGAGAUGCUGCAGCUGGACCUGAUCGAUGCCGGACAGAUCCCCGAAGACGACAUCCGACCCCCCGUGGACCCCAAACCGUUCCUGCCUCCAUCCAUGGACACCUACCGACCCAAGAGACCCGACCACCCUCAACCUCUUCCCACAGGCCCCGCGCACACAGGACACUUUGAAUAACAACUCUCUGGGGAAGAAGUACAGCUGGCAGGAAAGGGUGUCUCGCUCCUCCUCUCCACUGAAGACAGGGGAGACAACACCCUCCAAUGAACACGUAUGUCUAAGUGAUGAAGGGAACCCACCGGCUGUCACGCAGGAUCGUGGGACUUCUACAGACACCCCCUGCCGACGCCACAAUGCCUCCCAGGGUGCCAAUGACCCCUCUGGGCGCUCCUCCGCCCGAUCCCCCGCUUGGACCCUCACCGGGACCGCAUCCGCUACCAGACUGAUGUGCGACUGGAGCCCACGGAGGAAAUUUUCCUAACUCCUGUCCAGAGAUGUUCAGAUCCUCCAGAACCAGAAAGACCCUUCAUAUCACAGGCUGGACCCUGCCGAAUGUCCGUCAGCUCAGAUGCAGACGUUAAUGUCCGACCCCCCAAUUCAGGCAGGCAGCAGCUGUCUAUCAGUGAGGAAGAGGAGGAAGGAGAGGAUGGGGUGGGGUAUCUGGGUUGCCCUGGAAGAGCUGGUGGCCCUCGGGGACUACAGAGGUCAUCUGUCAGCUCAGACACCAGUGGACUAUCUUAUGACUCCGUCAAAUACACGUUGGUGGUUGAUGAUAAUGUACAGCUACAACUGGUCAGCCUGCGGCAGUGUUAUGCGGGGUACAGCGACGACAGCGACAGCGGUACCGUCUACGAUAAUUGUGUUUCCUCGCCCUAUGAGUCCGCCAUCGGCGAGGAAUAUGAAGAAGAGGAGGAGGAGCACGUGGGGGCAACCGGGAGGGAGGGGAACAGAGUCCGAAGGUCCAUGUGUCUCUCGGACACCUCUUCACCAGAUGCCGAUGUCUCCUACUCUAAAAAAUUCCUCAACGUCUUCAUGAAUGGACGGUCGCGAUGUACGAUUGCAGAUUCCUUCGGCUUGUUUUCGUGUCUGAUAAAUGGGGAGGAAAGAGAGCAGACGCAUCGAGCCGUCUUCAGGUUCAUGCCCCGCCACCCAGGGGAGCUAGAGCUGGAGGCAGAGGAUCCGCUUUAUGUGGAGGUCCAAGCUGAGGAUUACUGGUAUGAGGCGUAUAACAUGAGAACUGGGGAGAAAGGGAUCUUUCCUGCUUACUAUGCAGUCCAGGUGAUGAAGGAACCAGAUCACUUAGCAGAAACUCGAGCCUCUGAUUGGGUGGAUCAGUUUUGGGUGAAGUUCCUCGGUUCGGUGCAGGUUCCAUAUCACAAAGGGACUGACGUUCUCUGCACCGCCAUGCAAAAGAUUGCUAUGUCCCGUCGCCUUACAGUGCUGUCAAACCCGCCCUCAAGCUGCAUCCUGGAGAUCAGUCUGCGGGGGUUAAAGAUUGCAGUGCACGGGGAGGAUCCUCACGAUCAUAGCCAGGUGAACACAUGCAGCCAUUUCUUCCAGCUAAAGAAUAUUUCUUUCUGUGGCUACCACCCUAAGAACAGCAAAUAUUUUGGCUUCAUCACUAAGCAUCCUUCAGACCAUCGGUUUGCAUGUCAUGUAUUUGUCUCCGAGGAAUCUACCAAACCCCUGGCAGAAUCUGUCGGGAGAGCCUUCCAACAGUUUUACAAAGAGUUUGUGGAAUACACAUGUCCCACAGAAGAUAUAUAUCUGGAGUAG